Trichomonas vaginalis G3 is the source of this 1051-nucleotide messenger RNA. RefSeq names its product winged helix DNA-binding domain family. NCBI's taxonomy places the organism in Eukaryota, Parabasalia, Trichomonadida, Trichomonadidae. The record is from RefSeq and is a predicted model, not a curated record. The transcript has a single exon. The annotation marks the transcript as partial.
AUGAAUUCCUUUCUCAAGCGUAUUUCUGCACCUGUUCAAACAUACACUCCAAAGGAAUCAUCAUAUAAUGUCAAAGAGAACAACAAUUUCUUAGAUACUACAGAGGAUUUCGUAAAUGCACAGAAGAAUAAUUAUGUUCAGCUGCCUAACAAGUAUAACAUUCUACUAUCUCAAAUGGAAGAGAUUUUUGCAAUAUUUGCAUUAAAAAGAAAUUCUCAAUCAUAUCCAAAAUCAAUCGAAUUUAACAAAUUAAGAACUGGUGUUGAACAAGGCGGUCAUUCUUUUACACAAGAGACACUAGCUUCAAUUUUAUAUCUGAUUCCAAAAAGAGAACUUGUUGCAAAAUGGGUUAAUGAUGCAAGAUUAAAACGAAUCUACAAACUUAAAGUGCUUCUAAUGCAAAAGCCAGCUGUUGAUGAAAUACUUAAAGAAGCACGUCAGACUUUGACAUCAGCAUUGAUAAAAAAUCAUGAUCAAUGGUGCCAAAGAAAUAAGAUAAACGUUCCUCAAGGAAUAACAAUUUUACAUCCUAAUUUUCCUUUACAGGAACAAGUACUUAUUCCAGCACAGCAUAUCCCUCCAACACCUCAAUCAGGAAAUAUUGACCAGUUCUUCGUUCAAGAACGAAAACAGUACGAAGAGAUCCAACCAAUGAUAGAAGAGAAAAAAGCAAGAUUUUUGUCUGAAAAUUCAGCAUUUACCACAAAUAAGAAAAUUAUGGAUCGCUAUGCAGAUAAACAAGUCAGAUUUGCAUGCUGGAAAGAAGUAUACGGAAAAGAAUCCGAAAAACAGAAGGAAUCUGCAACUCUACUUUCAUUGAAUAAGAUUAUUCGUGAAACAUUCGUUUCUAAGAAAAAGACGGUUCUUAGAUUAUCAGAUCUUUUUGAUGGUAUUAGAAACCACAAACAAUAUACGUCCGCAACUGAUUUCGACACGAUUAAUGGUCUUGUCGAUAAAGUUGUUGAAAAAUCUAAUGGAGUUUAUGAGCUAUUCACAUGCCAAAAAGAUAAAUUCCUCCGCUAUAAUUCGAAGAGACAACUUGGAGCUGUAA